Molecule: messenger RNA, 2648 nt
Organism: Symbiodinium necroappetens
Lineage: Eukaryota; Dinophyceae; Suessiales; Symbiodiniaceae
Source: the annotation of a GenBank genome assembly
GUCCUUCAGCCCAGAUUGUCACCAAGUUGCCUGUGCAAAGCCAAUGUGCGGGCCAGGAGUGGCUUUGGACACGCUCGCGUCUUGAAGAAUGUGAAGUUUCUCGUUGGGUCCGCGUUGGGCCCCGUGGUCUCGUGGCGCGAUGGCGACCGGAGCAUCUUGUGCUGGUACAGGGCUUCCUGUUCUUCUUUGAGUCUGAGGAGCCAUUGCAAGUCGUCCAUGCGCUCAGCCUCUCGUCUGUUGUGUCCGUCACAGGCAGCGACCAGGCACCGCGCAACGGCGGGUUCUCCGGCGAGGAGCCCUGUCUUUUGCUUCAAGCAGUUGUUGGAGGUCGAUCGGAGGCCGUCCGCCUACGCUUUGCCGAUGAAGAAGAGACGUUGCGGUGGCAGCAACGUUUGGAGGCUGCCAAAGAGUCUGCGAAGACGCCGCAGCCGGAAUUCUUUGUGCCCACCGCAAGGUUGUGGCAGGUGCUGGAGGUGUGGAAGAAGGAGGCUGAAAGUACCAAGAGGGCCGCGGUCUCCAAGCUGCAUCAGGAGCUGGGGCAGUGGAGAUUCCCAGCUCAAGCGCUGCUGCUACAGACUUGGAUGAAGCAGCGCUUGUCGAGCCGCCUCAAUCUCUUCCUGCACCGAGCCUGCAGGGUGAGCGACAGAAAAGGUGCUGGGAUGGUAGCGGCAUCUCUAGCAGCUUUGCAUCUCUCACGCGCAGCGCAGACGCUGAAACGAAAGCGGCUGCUCUGGGCUUUUCGAAGCAUGUCGCGUUGGCGUCCCUUGCAAGGUCUGGAGAGCCUUCUCCGCUGCAGAGUACGCCGCACCUCAUAUGCGAUGCUGAAGGUGCUUCUACACUCAUGGCUGCGUGCUGCGGUUGAGUUAGCUGCCUCUGCACGAGGUCCCGAAGUGAAGCACUCCAUGGUUCUGUCUUGCCAGGUGCCGGUGCAAGCCGCUGCCUGGGAUGCUUGGCGACGUGCUGCUGCCGCAGAGGCCCUCCGAAGGCACCAGGACGUGCUGGACAACGUGCUGGACACGAACCUGGCACUUGUGCAGGAUUGCCAGGAAAUCGCCGUCAAAGUUGCUCUGCAGCGCCUGGUUGUGGCGGUUGGUCGCGCUCGCUGCAGAGUGAAGGCGCAAGCGUACUUGGCGCUGUGCUUCCAUCACGGAAACAACAUCAUCCCCAAUGUGCAUUUUCGCAAGAUCAAUGGAUGCCAAGCCGGACGCAAGAACCGUGUGUUCAUGCGCACCUGGUUGGACCAGGCUGGUCGCAAGAAGCGUCGAUCCAACGCGCGCAAGGCCAAGGCAGCCAAGGUGUUCCCGCGGCCGGCUGCCGGCUUGCUGCGGCCGGUUGUGCACCCUCCAACACAGCGUUACAACAUGAAGCUUCGCCUUGGCAAGGGCUUCACCCUUGACGAGCUCAAAGAGGCGAAGAUCCCAAAGAAGUACGCAAAGACCAUUGGCAUUGCCAUUGACCACCGCCGCAGAAAUCGCUGCACGGAGAGCCUCCAGGCCAACGUAGAGCGCCUGAAGCUUUACAUGUCCAAGCUCCUCCUCUUCCCAAAGAAGGCAGGUGCCAAGAAGGUGCGAAAGGGCGACACGCCGCGCUCGGAGCUUCAGAACGUGGCCCAGAACACGCUCAAGGAGAUCAUCCCUGUGCCCAAGCCGGAGAAGCGCACCCGUGCCCGUGCCAUCACUGCCGAGGAGAAGGAGGCGUCGGCUUACAAGCAGCUCAAGAAGGCACGCACCAACAAGCACUAUCUGGGCGAGCGCAUGAAGAAGGCCAAGGAUGCAGCGGCCAAGGCCGGGACCGGAGCCGGCUACGACCUCUCUGUUACCACCUUUUCCCCCGACGGCCGAGUCUUCCAGGUGGAGUAUGCUGGGAAGGCCGUGGAGAACAGCGGGACAACGCUUGCGAUUUGCUGCAAGGACGGUGUGGUGUUCGCAGCAGAGAAGUUCUUGCAACUGGGCAUUCACGGCACCUGCCACACGCUGCCAUUGCUUGUGGUAUGCUCUAGGCAAUAUCAGAACGCGCAGCGAGCUCAGUGUGGAAAGCUUCUCCUGGGCUGCUGCUGCGGUACUGUGAGGAAGUUCCACCAGAGCUUUUGGCUGAACGAGCGGUCCUCGGACAGGUACUGGUCCGUGCGUCCGUUCGGCUGUGCGGUUCUGCUCGGCUGCGUGGAUGAGGAGACCAAAAAGCCCGACUUAUUCUGCAUUGAGCCCAACGGCAUGGUCUACAAGUACACAGCCACAGCAGAGGGCAAGGGCAAGCAGGCAGCCAAGACAGAGAUCGAGAAGGUUUUGGCGAACAAUCCAGAGCUCACCUGUGAACAAGCCCUCGUCCACGUUGCAAAGAUCAUUCACAAGGUGCACGAUGAAAAGGACAAGGAUUUCGAGCUGGAGAUCUCGUGGAUCUGUCCGGCAUCGAAUUACCAGGCAAGGGGCACUGCCAUUCCCUCCGUGUUGUGUUCAUGCACGAGCCUGCUUACCGCUUCAGGUCUUUCCGAGUCAUUUGGUCAGAACGUGUCCACUUCCGUAUAUCAUGAAUGCAGACGAACGACUGUCUUUGUUCGGUUGCUCCGUGAUCCACGCCGGUCAACGUCAAUCAACGUGAUCAUGAAGCUUCAGUCGGAUUCUCGGGAAAGCUGGCUCGAGAUGGUGAAUUGA